This is a messenger RNA of Brachypodium distachyon (stiff brome), 1247 nucleotides long. RefSeq names its product ER membrane protein complex subunit 3. Bases 190 to 948 code for a protein of 252 amino acids. The record is from RefSeq and is a predicted model, not a curated record. Lineage: Eukaryota; Viridiplantae; Streptophyta; Magnoliopsida; Poales; Poaceae. Gene Ontology annotation, cellular component: EMC complex; membrane. The transcript has 8 exons. Gene Ontology annotation, biological process: protein folding in endoplasmic reticulum.
AAUCGAACCCGACCCAAUAGUCGCCCCCUCCUCCAUUACGGCGAGGACCUCCUAGUCCUCGCUUCCUCCGCCUCGGUCCAUCCACCCACGUCGACGACGAGCUCUCUCCUCUCGCGACGCCAUCGCCGCGUCGCCGUUCGCCGACUCGCCGCCCCCCGCACGUAGCUAAACCUCCCUCUCUCGGCUCCGAUGGCCGAGGAGCUGGUGCUGGACACGGCGAUCCGGGACUGGGUCCUAGUCCCGCUCUCCGUCGUUAUGGUGCUCAUCGGCGUGCUCCGCUACUUCGUCUCGAAGCUCAUGCGCUCCCCGCCGUCGUCCUCCCCAUCCCCCGACCCCAAGACCGUAAAGGAGGGGCAGGUGGUCAUAAGGGCGAGGAGCCUGAGGACCAGUUCGCAGUUCAUCCCGGCCAAGGCCUUCAAGGCUCGCAAGCUUUAUUAUACCAACGGGGAAAGCGGAUUACUUCAUGUUCCUAAAGAGGAUGCACAGAAAGCUCAGGCAGCCAUGUUUUCAGAUCCAAACAUGGCCAUGGACAUGAUGAAGAAGAAUCUCUCCAUGAUAGUUCCACAGACACUUACAUUUGCGUGGGUGAACUUCUUCUUUUCAGGCUUUGUAGCAGCCAAAAUUCCCUUUCCACUGACUCAACGAUUCAGGGGAAUGCUGCAAAACGGGAUAGACCUGAGUACUGUUGACGUGAGCUAUGUUAGCAGCCGUUCAUGGUACUUCCUCAAUUUAUUCGGAUUGAGGGGUCUUUUCAGUCUGAUCCUUGGUGAAGAAAAUGCUACUGAUGAUGCGCAAAAGAUGAUGCAGAUGGGUGGUGGAAUGGGCUUUAAUCCAGCAAUGAGUUUGGGCGCAGAGAAAGACAGCCUUGAUAUCAUCCAGCAUGACUGGGCUUUACCAAAGAUGGAGCAUCAUGCGGAAGAGGUCUUGAGGAAACUAUUGAAGAAAUGACCUGAAUAACACCUCUGCUGCUGCAAAGCGCCACCACCUCUUCCAAGUUUUGUUUUUAGUUUGUUGACUGAUCAGACAGUUAUACAUAUGUAAUUGGAUUAUUUAUUUAUGAGCGCUACUGAUUACGAAACCGCAAGUUCUCUUGGACCACAAACACUUUGUACUCAGGUAGAAAAGCAUGUAUCUCGUAACACGUUUCUCCAUAACGUAUGAGCUGCUUUAGGUAAUCAUGUAGUAGCUUGUGCCACAGAUUAAAACUGUCGUUCUCUCUAAAGAAAGAUAAUGGUUUCCAAGGUUAA